Messenger RNA from Lachancea nothofagi CBS 11611, 1572 nucleotides. Lineage: Eukaryota; Fungi; Ascomycota; Saccharomycetes; Saccharomycetales; Saccharomycetaceae. The record is from the annotation of a GenBank genome assembly.
AUGUUCAGAAGAGCGGUUCCGAUACUUAAGGGAAUAUCAUUAAUAAGGAUCACAACUCGCGGCUUCAACGAAACCAGAGCAGCUUACACAGCUACAGUAAAGCAACCAAAACAAACCAAAGCCAUGCCAGAACUAAACUUCGGAAAAUUGUUCGAGAAGAUCGACGAAUUGAGACCACAAUUCAUUGAGCGCUUGUCGAAAGCGGUGGCCAUUCCAGCGGUUUCCGCGGACGAAAGCCUCAGGCCUAUGGUUGUCAAGAAGGCUCAUUUCAUCAAAGGUGAAUUGGAAAAGCUAGGGUUCCAGGAUAUCCAGAUGAAGGAUCUAGGUGUUCAACCUGGUCCUGUCGAAGACCCCAAUUUGCAGCUUCCACCCGUCGUCUUAGCUCGUUAUGGAAGCGACCCAUCAAAGAAGACCGUGCUUUUGUAUGCCCAUUACGAUGUGCAGCCAGCCGCAAUCGAAGACGGUUGGGAGUCGGAGCCUUUUAAACUUGUGAUCGACGAAGACAAACAACUCAUGCGUGCCAGGGGUGUCACAGACGAUACAGGUCCCCUGAACGGCUGGCUCAACGUCCUGGAGGCGCAUCGCGAGCUUGGUAUGGAUGUACCCGUUAAUCUUGUCAUGUGCUUUGAGGGCAUGGAAGAGUCCGGUUCUAUAGGGUUAGAUAAGCUGAUCGCAGAUGAAGCCGCUAACUACUUCAAGGGCGUUGAUGCGGUAUGCAUUUCUGACAAUUACUGGCUAGGAACCAAGAAGCCCGUUUUGACAUAUGGCCUUAGAGGCUGCAACUAUUACCAGAUCACUGUCGAAGGCCCUGGAGCUGACUUACACUCUGGUAUUUUUGGCGGAGUCAUUGCCGAGCCUAUGAUUGACCUAGUUAAAGUUUUCAGCUCACUAGUAGACUCUCAAGGUCGUAUUUUGAUCGAUGGAAUUGACGAGAUGGUUGCACCAGUCACUGAAAAGGAAAUGGCGUUAUAUGACAAGAUUGACUUCACUUUGGAGGAGAUGAACGCUGCAUCAGGUUCCGAAACGUGCAUUUACGAUAGCAAGCCCGAUAUUCUUAUGCACAGGUGGAGAUACCCUUCGCUUUCCAUCCAUGGUUUAGAAGGUGCCUUUUCCACCCAAGGAGCCAAGACCGUCAUCCCAUCGAAAGUUGUUGGGAAGUUCUCUAUCAGAACUGUUCCAGACAUGGAGUCCGCUAAGCUUGACAAACUUGUAAUUGAUCAUUGCAACAAAGUCUUCAAGUCUUUGGGAUCUCCAAACAAGUGUAAGACCGAAUUGAUUCAUGAUGGUAGUUAUUGGAUCUCCGAUCCGUUCAACGCUUCUUUCACAGCUGCUGCAAAAGCUACGAAAGCUGUUUACGGUGUUGAUCCUGAUUUCACCAGAGAGGGUGGUUCAAUUCCUAUCACCCUCACUUUUGAGACCCAGCUUAAGACCAACGUCAUGCUUCUCCCAAUGGGAAGAGGUGAUGACGGUGCUCACUCAAUUAAUGAGAAGCUAGAUUUGAGUAACUUCUUCCAAGGAAUGAAGACGAUGGCAGCUUAUUUGCAUUAUUACGCCGCUUCAGACGAAAAAUAG